AUGUCCUUGAGCUCCAGCGCAACCACUCUACGCAAGAUCAUCGAAGACCCCAAUGGCUUCGUGUGUGCCCCGGGUGUAUACGAUGGCCUGUCAGCGCGACUAGCCCUGGCAGCUGGAUUCGAGACCCUGUACAUGACCGGCGCAGGAACCGCAGCCUCCGUCCACGGCCACGCAGACCUGGGCGUCUGCACCCUCAACGACAUGCGCGCCAACGCCGAAAUGAUCGCAAACCUCUCCCCUAGCACCCCUCUCAUCGCCGACGCAGACACCGGCUACGGCGGCCCGAUCAUGGUCGCCCGCACCACGGAGCAAUACGCCCGCUCCGGUGUCGCGGCCUUCCACAUCGAGGACCAAGUCCAGACCAAGCGGUGCGGCCAUCUCGGCGGCAAGCAGCUCGUCGAUAUCACGACAUACACGACUCGCAUCCGCGCCGCGGUGCAAGCGCGCAAGCGCAUCGGUAGCGAUAUCGUGGUGAUUGCGCGCACCGACGCGUUGCAGUCGUUCGGGUAUGAGGAGAGUCUGGCGCGCCUGCGUGCUGCGCGGGACGCGGGUGCCGACGUGGGCUUCUUGGAGGGAGUCUCGUCGCGGGAGAUGUGUGCGCAGGUGGUGCGUGAUCUUGCGCCGUGGCCGAUACUGCUGAAUAUGGUGGAGCAUGGGUCUACGCCGACUGUGUCUGCGCAGGAGGCGAAGGAGCUUGGGUUUAAGUUGAUUAUCUUCCCAUUUGCGACGCUUGGGCCUGCGAUGACGGCGAUGAGGGAGACGUUGGCCAAGUUGAAGCGGACUGGGUUGUUGGGCUUGGACCCGGAGUUGACGCCGCAGAUGUUGUUCCGGGUUUGUGGGUUGGAUGAGAGUGUGAAGUUGGAUGCUGAGGCUGGGGGUGCGGCGUUUGAUGGGGGUGUGGAUUUGCAGGAGAAGUGA
Messenger RNA from Penicillium daleae, 918 nucleotides. Its product is annotated as isocitrate lyase/PEP mutase family protein. The record is from RefSeq and is a predicted model, not a curated record. Bases 1 to 918 code for a protein of 305 amino acids. Gene Ontology annotation, molecular function: catalytic activity. NCBI's taxonomy places the organism in Eukaryota, Fungi, Ascomycota, Eurotiomycetes, Eurotiales, Aspergillaceae. The transcript has 2 exons.